Molecule: messenger RNA, 645 nt
Organism: Lycium barbarum (goji berry)
Lineage: Eukaryota; Viridiplantae; Streptophyta; Magnoliopsida; Solanales; Solanaceae
Product: agamous-like MADS-box protein AGL62
Exons: 4
Source: RefSeq, a predicted model, not a curated record
AUGGCUAUUCAGUUAGAUUCCUAUGACCAUUUGAGAGGGGAUUUCGGAAGCCAAAUAGUUAUGGAUUCUAGAAAAUUGAGAUCUCCUGCUGAUUGGUGGAUGCGCUUUGGGAGUCGAACUCCCGAAUUAACUAAGUUUGCUAUUCGCAUUCAUACAAAAAAGAGAAAUAGACUUGAGUAUUACAGAUUAAAUGCUCUAGUUUAUGUAAGAUAUAAUACAAGACCAACCUUUGGUCAUCCCAGUGCAGACGCGGUCAUUGACCGUUACCUCAUAGGAAAAUCAUCAUCAUCGUCCACUAACGAUCAAUUGAAUAUGCAACAGAAUAACCAGUACUAUUCUCAACUUUGUAGAGAACCGGAGACGGAGAAGAAGAAGAAGGAGGAGAGUAUUGAAGAAUCGAAGUUGGUGAAUAAUGAUGGUAAUGAUAAUAAUGGUGGAUUUUGGUGGAAUGAACCAAUUGAUGAUAUGGGAAUUGAGGAACUUGAAGAAUUUAUGACUGCAUUGGGAGAAUUGAAGAAGAAAGUAACAAUGAGAGCUGAUGAAUUGAAUAUGAUAAAUGGUUCUUCUUCAUCGAAUUCAACAAUGCAAAUAGCUAGAUUUGGGGCUCCCACAAAUCAUUUCAAUUUCAACUUGAAUUAUUGCACU